This is a messenger RNA of Brassica rapa (field mustard), 3011 nucleotides long. RefSeq names its product ethylene-responsive transcription factor ERF114. Gene Ontology annotation, biological process: ethylene-activated signaling pathway; regulation of DNA-templated transcription. Gene Ontology annotation, molecular function: DNA-binding transcription factor activity; DNA binding. The record is from RefSeq and is a predicted model, not a curated record. Lineage: Eukaryota; Viridiplantae; Streptophyta; Magnoliopsida; Brassicales; Brassicaceae.
UUCACUAAAAAUUAGCAAAAGUGGAUCCUCGAGUCUAUGAGAAGAUGCCCUUUGGAGGUGAUGAACCUGAAGAAAAGGAAGAAGCCGAGGAAGAUGAGAACUUGUUCCCGGUCUUCUCGGCCCGAUCUCAACACGACAUGCGUGUUAUGGUCUCGGCUUUGACUCAAGUAAUCGGAAACCAACAGAGCAUCUCUCAGGAUAGUCCUUCUGUGUAUAAUCCACAAGACCCUAGUCAGCCAGUUGCUCCAUCUCAUCAAGAUCAAGGAAACUCGAUGAGGAGGAGACGUUAUAGAGGCGUGAGGCAAAGGCCAUGGGGGAAAUGGGCAGCUGAAAUACGGGAUCCACAAAAAGCUGCACGUGUGUGGCUUGGGACAUUUGAAACCGCUGAAUCCGCAGCCUUAGCUUAUGAUGAAGCUGCUCUUAAGUUCAAAGGAAGCAAAGCCAAACUCAAUUUCCCGGAGAGGGUUAACGUUGCCUAUAAUGAUCAGUUAUCAAACUCUAAUUAUUACUCCUCCAAUCAAAUCGAGCCAAAAAAUAUACCAUACUAUAACCAAUAUUAUCAAGAUGGGAAUAAUACUGAUAUGCUAAGCUUUAGUUUAACAACUAGUACUACUGCCGCAACAACUUCUUCGUCUUCUGGUGGCUCUUCUAGGCCACAAGAAGAGCAAGAUUAUGCCAGAUUUUGGCGGUUCGGGGAUUCUUCUUCCUCUUCUCAAUCGGGUUUGUGAGAUGAUAUAUAUAUAUAUAUAUAUAUAUAUAUAUGUAAGAGAUUUGGGUUGCUUGUGAUGAAGAGAUGAUAUGUUCCUUGACUGUUUCUGAUGUUUUGUCUCUUAUUUUAUAGUUCGUUAAGGUUACCUGAAAGUGCAAGUUCACUAGAGAUCGUUAGCUUAAUUGGAAAGAACCAUGGUUAUUGUAUCAGAAGUCUCCGGUUUAAGUGACUGCUGAGAUAAAACAGAUAUUAAAUGUAGUUUCAGGUCCGAGGAAUUAUGGGUUUCGAACCUCCUAGUAUUCAAAAAGAAAAAGUGUAAGUUUAUAAUAUAUAUUAAUUUGUUAUAUGAGCUACAACACCUUAUUUACCUUAGUUACUAGAGGGUUGUUCGCGCUCCGCGCAGAAUAUUAUUUUAUUAUUUUUAAAUAUUAAAUAUGAUUUUCUGAUGAUGUAAUUAUGUGGUCAGUAUUUAUUUGUAAAGAUCAUAUUUGAUGUUUUAUUAUGUUAUGUAUUAGUAGAUACUUAGUAAAUAAUAUAUAAUGUGUUUGUUUUUUAAUAAUGUGUUGUUGUAUGUAUAAUACCACUUGUUAGUGGUAAGCUUUGGUUUCUCGGUGGUUGGCUUCCAUUCUCUUCCACUCAGGUUGGGUAUCUUCUUAUCAUGCAUCCUUUAGUGUAGGUGUGCGGAGUUAGUCUGUUGGAGCUUUGGUUUUUUCUAUUCAGAGUUUUGUGGUUCUUCGCUGCAUAAUUGUCUUAUAUAUGCUUGUUUAAUUUGUGAGGUGCUUCUUAUCUCUUAGCUGGUGGUUGUGCUUCUGGUGCUUUAGACAUGCGUCUUUUUGUUUCGUGGUGACUUUGUUCUUCAGAUGAUUAUUCUUUCUCUGACUGGUUUUUUUUUUGUUUUUUGCGCUGGUGCUUGAUCGAGAUCCUUUGUGUUUCGGGGAUUGCUUUGUCUCAUAUUUUGUUUUUUGCAUUUUCUGACAUCUACUUGUUCUAUCCAAGACAUUCUAUAAUAAGAUGAGAUAUGUUAGUUUUCUUUAUUGAUCUUUUUUUCAGCUCCAAAUCUUUAUUGAGUUAGUGUUACUAUGAUAAUUUGCUUUUUCUUUCUGACUGUGGAUGUUUUAUGUUUAAAUUAUGUAUUGCACUUUAAUUUCUUAUUAAUUUGGUCAUUUUAUACUUUUAAUAGUUAAUAUAUAUAUAUAUAUAUAUAUAUAUAUAUAUAUAAUUUGUAAAUUAAAUAAUAGAAAAUGGUAAAAAACUAAUAAAAUAACAAAAAUUAUGUUAUUUUUAGUUGUGAAUAAAUUAAAUAUGUAAAAUAUAUUUAUAUUAUUUUAUUUAUUUUUUUAUUCAUCUUGAAUUUUAGUGAACAAUAAAAUAGAUUAUCAAAUUUCAUACGAUAAUAGUUAGUGCGAAAAUGAUUAAAUAGUUCAUGAUUAGAAAGUAAUUGGACAAAUGACAAUAAUCUAAAAAAAAAACCUAAAAUGUAAAAACAAAUACAUAGAUGACAUGUGUCGUAAAAUCCCCCCUGCCACUUGGCAGAAGAAGAGAAAAAGACAAAUUUAUAUAUAUAUAUGUAUAAUAUAUAUAUAUAUAUAUAUAGAUUUGGUUCUACACAUGCAAAACAUAAAAUAUCAAAUUAUGGUGCGAUUAGAUGUCAUCUCUCUGCGAAACUUUCCUUACAUAUUUUGAUAUAUAUAUAUUCCGUUAAUGUAUGACCAAGGCUUCAAUUAGGAGCGUCAAUUCGGGCUGGCCUGGUCCGACCCAAAUCCGAUAAGCUCGUAAAUAUUUGAACCUGGUUCGAAAAUAUUUUAGGCCUAGAAUACAGAGUCCGGUCCGGUCUUUGUAGGGCUACAUGUUUUUCGGGUUUUUUUGGAUUUUCAAAACAUAAUUUAUCAUUGUCAUAUCUAUCAUUUUAAUACAUGUGAAUUUUUAUAAAAAACAGUUUCAUUUUUUAUCAAAAAAUAUUUAAUAUAUUUUAUCAAGAAACAGUUUCUUUUUUAUAUUUGUCAUAUCACAAAACAUUUAAUAUAUCAUUGUCAUAUCUAUCGUUUUAAUACUUGUCAUAUAAAAAAAAAACAGUUUCUUUUUUAUCAAAAAAUAUUUUUUUUUUUCGUAUGCUUUAAAAACAUAUUAUAAACAAACCAAAUUUAAUAAGAUUUAAAUAAUCAAAUAUAAAUUAAAACUAAACAUAUAAGAGAAUAAAAUUUAUGAUAAACAUGGUCAAACAUUUCAUAUACUUUGUAUUUUGAAAUUAAAAAAAAUAACAUGUUGUACAUGAAAGAAGAAAGUACAUUUGCAAAAUUUAAAA